Molecule: messenger RNA, 1419 nt
Organism: Colletotrichum destructivum
Lineage: Eukaryota; Fungi; Ascomycota; Sordariomycetes; Glomerellales; Glomerellaceae
Product: Putative sterol reductase
Exons: 3
Coding region: 1-1419 (472 amino acids)
Biological process (GO): brassinosteroid biosynthetic process; cholesterol biosynthetic process
Cellular component (GO): endoplasmic reticulum membrane
Molecular function (GO): 7-dehydrocholesterol reductase activity
Source: RefSeq, a predicted model, not a curated record
AUGAAGUCACUCGAAGUUCCCUUAUCCGCAGACUCUACCUUUGCGAUCGUCAAGAAAGGAUACACUCGAUCUCUCAUUCAGCCUUCCAUCUUGGAAGCCUCACAACACUCGACAUGGGGGCGCUCAAGUAGUGGGUCCUUAAUGCGAUCCAUCGGCUCUGUUCUGCUGGUUCUUUUUGCUCCGACACUGGUCGUGUGUUCAUACAUAACGCUUUCCGCAUUCCAUGGCUCGUUUUACGAAUUCUUUUUCGCAGCUCUCCAAGACGGAUUCCUCUCUGUUGUGUGGUCGAAUCGACCACGGUUCAGUCAAGAAGCGACUGGAGCCUUCCUUCUAUGGGUUGCGUUCCAAGGCAUCCUCUUUCGGUAUCUUCCUGGGCCAAAACACAAUGGGCAACGAAGCCCGGCUGGUCACCUAUUAACCUAUCGCACAAACGGAUUGCGGGCUUGGUUCGUCACUCACGCUUUGGCUGUGGCUCUUUGCUGGUACGGCGUUCUAGACCCUGCUUUCAUCCCAAAGAACUGGGGAGGUCUUGUCGCUGUGAUGAAUGCAGCUGGCAUGCUGUUGUCGGCGUUAGCAUUCAUCAAGGCCCAUUUUAGGCCAAGCCACGCAGACGAUCGGAAGUUCAGCGGAUCCAUAGCGUAUGACUUCUAUAUGGGCAUCGAGCUAAACCCGAGAAUUUGGGGAGACUUUGACCUUAAACUGUUUACCAACGGUAGACCUGGCAUCAUAGCAUGGACGCUCAUAGAUUUGUCCAACAUCGCCUAUCAAUAUCAAACAUACGGCCAUGUGGACACAUCAAUAGUGUACGUCACUAUUUUGCACGCGAUCUACGUCCUAGAUUUCUUUGCGAAUGAAUCAUGGUACCUACGUACCAUUGAUAUAGCACAUGACCAUUUCGGUUUCUACCUAGCAUGGGGUUCUUUCGUCUGGUUACCGACAAUGUACACCAUUCAGGCCCAGUACCUUGGGCUUUACCCGACACCAACGUCGACGGUUUAUCAAUUAGCAGUCUUCUUCAUCGGAGUUGCUGGUUACAUCAUAUUCCGUUCUGUAAACAGCCAGAAGGACAGAGUGCGUAGAUACAACGGCCGGUGUUUUAUCUGGGGAAAGCCGGCAAAGUACAUUGUCGCAGCGUACAAGACGUCAGACGGCCAAAGUCACAAAAGCCUUCUUCUUUGCAGCGGGUGGUGGGGUUGGUCGCGGCAUGCCAACUACCUGGGAGAUCUGCUUCUGAGCAGUGCCAUGUGUGCCCUUGUGGGGUCUUCCAAGAUUUUGGUCUGGUUUUACGCGAUUUUCAUGACGAUCCUGCUGGUCCAUAGGUGCAAACGGGACGAGGCGAGGUGCUCCAAGAAGUAUGGGGCGGUGUGGGACGCGUACUGUCGAGAGGUUCCGUGGCGGAUUCUUCCUGGUGUCUGGUAG